CGGGGCAUAACGAACCACUAGGCUCGAGUGGGUAUAUAAACAGCUUUUGCCUCUAUUAUUUCUCGAAUCCGUUACAUCGGCAAGCGAUCGAGAGAGAAGAAAGAGGAGAAUGGAGAAGGAGGAGGAGAAGCUAGAGAGAGUGGGACCAUUGGAGGAGCCGCUGAUGAAAAACAUCGUGCCAGAGGAGGAUUCGCUAUCCAUGUCGGAUACAGAUAGCGAGAUACCUGAUUCUCCCGUUCCCAUCAACGCUCCGAUCUACCGUAUGUUUGGACGAGAACGUCCGAUCCACAUGGUUCUCGGCGGAGCUGCUGAUGUGUUGUUGUGGAGGGACAAGAAGGUCACGGCAGGGUUAGUGGGUGCAGUGACUGUGAUCUGGCUCUUGUUUGGUUUCGGACAUUGUCGUCUUCUUACAUUUGUUUGUCGUGGAUCGAUCCUCUUUCUGCUUCUCUCAUUCGUCUGGUCCAAUGCACUCAACAGAUCUCCUGAGAAGAUAAUGGAGAUUUAUAUCCCUGAGAAGCCAUUACUCCAAGCUGCUUCUGCAUUGACCUUUGAGGUUAACUGUGCUCUUGCAACUUUAAGGAGCAUUGCGUUAGAGAGAGACAUCAAAAACUUUGCACUGGUAGUCAUAGGACUUUGGCUCGUAUCAAUAAUCGGAAGCUGGUUCAGCUUCUUGUCAUUGAUCUACAUCUGCUUUGUAUUGAUUCACACGGUGCCAAAGCUGUAUGAGAAGUAUGAAGAUGAGAUUGAUCCAAUCGCUGAGAAGGCUGUGAUUGAGAUGAAAAAGCAUUUCCAAGUUCUUGAAGCCAAGUUCUUAAAUAAGAGCCAUCAUCAUUAGCCAAACUACUCAAAAUCGAACAGUUUAGUUCAUUUUAUUUAUUCUUUUUUGUUUUGGGUGUUCAAGUAGUUUCCUAUGUUCAUGUGGUUUUGAUUACUUCCUAUUCAAGCCAUCUAAACUUUUUUUUUUUGUGGAUAUAAAGUGGGCUGAGCCUUUAUGUUAAA
Brassica napus (rape) is the source of this 999-nucleotide messenger RNA. RefSeq names its product reticulon-like protein B7. The record is from RefSeq and is a predicted model, not a curated record. NCBI's taxonomy places the organism in Eukaryota, Viridiplantae, Streptophyta, Magnoliopsida, Brassicales, Brassicaceae. The transcript has 5 exons. Bases 110 to 835 code for a protein of 241 amino acids.